UCACAGGUAGCGGCGAAUCUCAAGAUUAGAUAAGAUAAAGAAGCAAGGACGAAAGAACACUCGUAGAAACAUGUUUUCGGCAAUCGCUAGAGACGCUUGCAGAUAGCAAGACAAAUGAAUGGUUAAAGAAAAACAUAAAAGUGACCAUGAUAUGAUAGGAGUGCAAGUGGUUUUGGCACCAUCGAAAGUGAAUCAAGUGAAGUGGUUACAGAAAAUGUUUGUGCAGUGAUUGGUGGUUUUAGUCAUGGGUUGCAAGCUUGGGAAGAUGGUUGCUUCGGAGAGGCAACGGGGGGGGAACACCACCCAGGAGUUGGGGGGAGGGCCGCCCCCCGCCACGGAUCCCCGGUUGCCGUUGACCGCGAAGCAGAAAUACUCCAUGCUGGCCUCGUGGAAAGGCAUAUCCAGGGCGAUGGAGAAGACUGGCAUUUGUAUGUUUAUAAAAUUAUUCGAAGAGAACCAAGACCUGCUGCACAUGUUCGAGAAGUUCCGCCAGUACCGGACCAAGGAGGAGCAGAUCAACUCCAUGGAGUUAGCAGAGCACGCCAACAACGUCAUGAACACGCUGGAUGAGGGCAUCAAGGGCUUAGAUGACCUGGACAACUUCUUCGAGUACAUCCAUCAGGUCGGCGCCAGCCAUCGGAAGAUACCCGGCUUUAAGGUCGAGUACUUUUGGAAAAUCGAGACGCCAUUCUUGGCGGCGGUCGAGGCUACCCUCGGCGACCGUUAUACACCGAACGUGGAGAACAUCUACAAAAUCACUAUCAAAUUCAUCCUGGAGACCCUUGUGGAAGGCUUCGAGAAGGGAGGCAUGGCCAACUCCACGUGAGCGCAGUGUGGAAACUAACUUCCAAUGAACAAGUAAGAAAGUGGUCCACUAGGUUAACAGCUGCUUCAGCGUCAGUUGCUAACUGCUGGGGGCAGUUGGUAACUGCUAGGCGAAUUAUUCAAGGACUUUGCAAACUUUUGAUAAAUUUUGAACCCUUCGCUCGCAAUCAAACAUAAACUCGGCAAUUCAGACAUCUGUUAGCUUAGUGAGAACACUUCGAAGCGAGACUAGACUCCAUAAUCAGGAGAGGAUAAGCAAAUGUCAAUUUAACAGUGAGCAUUGACUAUACAGUGUUUUUAUGAGACUAUUUUACGGCGAUCCCGAUGUUACGAUAAACUGGAAGGCUUGCAGUGAUCAGUGGUCUGUUAUAGAUUCUUGUAGAAUAAUGUUUGGGGAAAUAUGAUUGUAGAUAAUAGCGCAAUGAGUGUGUCUGUUGGUGUAAUAUUUUAAUUAGAAUGUUAAGUUCUGCGCGAACGCACACCUUUCUUCAUAUUGCUGGGAACAUAUUGAUGACUAUUUUCGAUUAGAACAUUUCGUCCAAAACUGUUGUGUACAACUGCCACUUAGUAAUGUUGCUGUACAAUGUAUUGAAUAGAAGUUCACCCAAUAUAAAAUAUUGUUGCUUCUUCUGUCAAACGCUGUAAGGCUGAUAUCAAGUUAUGUAGAUACAAACGGCCUACAGGUCCUGGUAUUGGUUAAUUAAAUGCUUGUGUCAUAGUGUGUAAUGACACGGGUCGCCAUACCAGAAACCAGAAUAACUAAAAAGCUAUAGAAGCGGACCACCCUCAUAUUGCGGCAUGCUGUAACUUUUGAGAGGACUAAUCUGCUGGCUGGCCUGCCCUCUGUUGAAUUAAACUGUCAAAAAGUUAAUUAAUGGUCAAAUGACAAAUAGCCCUGUAGGCAAAGUCGUAUUACAGUUUGUGCUCGUGUCAAAAAAAGGUGUGCGUUCUAGCAGCGCUAUAAUGUCACAAAACGCUUGUUAUGAUGAAAAAUAUAUUAAUUGUAAUUAUUUAUUGUUAUUGUAAUGUUGCACUAUAUUUUAAUUAUUAUAAUGGCUGGUCCAAAUGUAUUUUAUUCAUUUGAAAUGUAUUGGCGUUCGAGUUUUCGCUUUUAAAAAUUAAAUCGUCUUCCGGUAUGUGGGUUGAUAAUUUUGUGACUUACUUUUAAAUUUAUUUUUAUUUACUAAAAAUAAUUAUGACCUCUUAAUAAUACGAUAAAGGUACACGUUACCUAUUUCCUCUGGCAUUUGUAUCUUUUUUGUUGCAAGAACAUACUUAUUUUAUAUGUUUAAACGUUAGGGAUGUGUGCUAGAAAAAAAAUAAUUAUAAUUUUAUGAUAACGUUUAUUAUUGCAUCAAAUAUGUAAAAUCUGUCGUCGUAAAUGUUGUUUAUGUAUAAGUAACUAGUCCUACAAGAUAAUAUAUUACAUAAAACAUUAAUUGUAACAAUGUAAAUAUUUCUAUACAAAAGAAUCCUUUAUGUAAAAGCGCAAUUUCAAGCACAACAUUGUUUAAAACUGUAUACUGAAAAAUAUUUCUAAAAUCAUUUUGGAACUCAAAAAUUUUAUAACUUUUGUCACAAAAAUAAUUCAAAGUUAUUAUUUAAUUAUAUUUUGUUUAAGUAUUUGAUAGUCAAUUUAAUAUAAAAUAUGUAUAUGUGUGUGUAUGAAUAAAUUGACUAUACGAAAAAUCAUAGAAGCAGAUAAAGGUGUAAAUGAUUUUGUUAAGAAGGCAUAAUAAUAAACGACGCAUUUUCAUUUAAAAUUUAAAUAAUAUUAUACUCUCAACGCGACGGUAUACCAGCGGCUACAGGGAUCUCUUAACAUAAGAGGUACAAGAUUUUAUUACCAGGUAUGACAAAAAGUGUCGGAUGCAUAAGCACAUACAGUAGUAGGUACUUUUAAAAAAAAUACGAAAAAAAUUUUCAGUUUCAUUUUGGUUUGCUUCUAUGAUUAUCGUUCACCAAAUGUAUGUAAUAUAGAAUUUUCUACAUGCUAUCACUAGAAGGGCCAAUAUUAGUCAGAGCAGACGUUUUAAUACAACUUUCGUACUAGUAUUAUAUUUUCUAAGGAAUAUAAUGCUACGAAGUGAGCUCUCCAAAUUGGGCGGGCGGCCCGCCCAAGUCGUUGACUUAACUUCGUUAUAUUAUAAGGUGCAUAGUCUGUGUAAAUAAUGGUUUUUGUGACCGCAGAAUAUUAAGUUUUACUACAAGAUCUGAACUGAAAUCACAAAAGCUAUCGUUGUGAAAAAUGAGAUGUAUUUAUGCUGUAAAGCUUGGCUGGGUUUAGAAUUAAGUUUUCGUUUCAUGUUGUUGCUUCAAUCUUGCUUUUACUUUGAACGCAUACAAUUUAAAAAAUAAUGAUUUCAUGUUUUUAGAUAGAGUGAUUUUAUUCCCUCGUCAAAAUUAAAUAAAUAACUACCUA
Ostrinia furnacalis (Asian corn borer) is the source of this 3247-nucleotide messenger RNA. Its product is annotated as neuroglobin. The record is from RefSeq and is a predicted model, not a curated record. The transcript has 3 exons. NCBI's taxonomy places the organism in Eukaryota, Metazoa, Arthropoda, Insecta, Lepidoptera, Crambidae. Bases 245 to 826 code for a protein of 193 amino acids. Gene Ontology annotation, molecular function: heme binding; oxygen binding.